Protobothrops mucrosquamatus (brown spotted pit viper) is the source of this 1528-nucleotide messenger RNA. Its product is annotated as major facilitator superfamily domain-containing protein 1-like. Gene Ontology annotation, biological process: transmembrane transport. The record is from RefSeq and is a predicted model, not a curated record. Gene Ontology annotation, molecular function: transmembrane transporter activity. The transcript is spliced from 13 exons. Lineage: Eukaryota; Metazoa; Chordata; Lepidosauria; Squamata; Viperidae. Bases 1 to 1443 code for a protein of 480 amino acids.
AUGGCGGAAGCGGCGGCCGAGAAAGCUUAUUACCGGUUCCUGGUGCUUUUCUUCAACUGUCUCUUGACCUUUGGCUCCUACUUCUGUUUUGAUAUUCCCAGUGUCUUGCAAGAACAGUUUCAAGGGAAUCUAACCUGCCCCAAUGGAACGCAACAGAACGGCACAGAACAUAACGCAACAGCUGAUUGUGUGGAAGGGCUUGGAAUGACUCCUGAAGAAUAUAAUCUUCUCUAUGCCAUCUAUGCCUGGACUAAUGCGCUGGUGGUGAUUGUGGCUGGCUUCUUGAUUGACAAACUGGGAAACCGCUUUGGUGUCUUUGUCUUCUCUUUCCUCACUGUCUUGGGAUCAUCCGUUUUUGCGCUGGGCUCCCACCUGAAAGGAACUCCGUAUCUCUUGCCUCUGAUGCUCACUGGCAGGCUGCUUUUUGGUUCUGGAAAUGGAUCGCUCACAAUUGUGCAGAACCGCAUCACCGCCUUUUGGUUCAAAGGCAAAGAGCUGGCGCUCGCCUUCGGGUUGACUCUCUCUUUCUCCCGUCUCGGGAGUGUCCUCAACUUCUUUUUCACCCAGCAGUUUGAAAGCCAUUUUGGAAUCCAGUGGACACUUUGGGGAGGAGCCCUGUUAUGCGUGCUGGGCUUUAUUUCAGCCAUCACCGUCAGCGUGCUGGACAAAGUGGGUACGAAGCAGCUUGGCUUAGAUGGAGUUCUCCAACAAGAGUCCAAGAAAGUGAAAAUUCAAGAUAUCCGCCACUUACCCCUUCGCUACUGGCUUUUGGUCCUUACUAUCAUGUUCUUCUACAAUGGGGUCUUCCCCUUUGUGGCCGAUGCAAGUAAGUUUAUCCAAGAUAAGUAUCCUGGCUACAGUCAACAGGCAGCUGCAUAUAUAGCUGGAGCAGUUUACGACAGCUCUCUUGUUCUCUCGGCGGCUGUUGGCAUAUUGAUCGAUUAUAUUGGUCUGAGAGGUGUGUUUGCGGUUGGUUGUGCGGUGCUAACGUUGCCCGUGUUUGCUCUCUUGGCCUUCACCUUCGUUCCCCCACUUGUCUCCACCGUCUGGCUAGGAAUCACCUACUCUUUCGCAGCCGCCAGCAUGUGGCCUUCAAUUCCACUCGUGGUCCCUCAAGCAACAUUGGGAACAGCGAUGGGGCUCGCGACAUCCGUACAGAUGAUUGGCAUCGGACUCUCCAAUGUGAUCGUGGGACAUAUCUUGGGAACAAAGUCCAGUGAACUGAAGAUCCCCUUAUGGCGCUGGCAACAGAUGAUGGUCUUCAUGUUGGCCAACACCGUUGCUUGCAUUGGGAGCUCUGUCUGCCUUAACAUAGUGGAUAAGAAGCAGGGUGGCACGUUGAACCGUUCAACCAAACGCUCGCCAACCGAGGCAGUGGCCCAGCCGCCUGUUGACACAGCUCCCCUUCUCAGCGAGGCAGAAGAAGAACGAUCCAUCAACUAAAGAAGAGUCCUUCAGGGCAUGGAGUAUAACACAAAUGAGCCUUGGGGAGGGGUGUCUCAUUCUUCAGCAAUGUGUCCCCCCCCCU